AUGCCGCCUACGUCCUCCUCGCCGAAUUUGAUAUCGAUACCGGAAGCGGGCUCAAACACCAGUACCCAGCCGCCACCGGAACAGCCGAACAGUCUUGUCUUGGCUGAUCUCAUGCUUCCCGACGGCGCCCACGACCGCAACGAGGACUGGACGGUCUUCUUCCUCAACCAGACCCCCAGACUGACCGUCACCAAUAACUCCCAUCUCAUAAACCAGCCCCAAUCAACCCCAACCUCUAAUCAUCAUCAGCAGCAGCAGCAACAGGAAUCAAAACCUUCCAUUCAACAGCCCACUUUCAACAAACCUCAUAAUAAGUUACUCUACGUCAUCAGCCUCGUCCGGACAAAAAAGGAUACCUCAGUCAGAAGAGGGGCGAUUUGCAAGGCAAUGGCCGUGUGCUCAUACUAUCCUUAUAUCCAAAUCUUCAAGCCAAUUCUAUUGCUCGCGCUUGAAGAUUAUUUUGUAAACCCAUCGAUCGACUGUCUUGCUCGGCUAUUUCACGCGAUCAACACGAUGGAUACCAGCGGGCUGCCCGAUCUGACCUAUCACGAACGAUUGAUUCUGAGAUGUUCGGAACGCCAAGAUAUGUUUGAGGAGAAAUUCACGAGCUCCUCGGCCGAGAAUCGCGAGCCUGUCGACGGCCCACUGUCUACGAUCGCAUCCAGUCACAGCCAGAAUAACCUGAGCCUGCCCUCAUCAAAUUUCCCAAUCUUCUAUAAUCACCCGCCCUCAACUGCGACCAAGGCCAGCUUCACAGACUCCAGUCCAGGCACGCCACUCAUGCCUUCCUCAUCAUCUUUCAUCUCAUUCGACACCCGAUCAGUCUACUCAAAUCCGCCCCACCAACGCACAUUGUCAGGCUCGUAUUCGAACGCCAGCUCGGUUGAAUCCCCUGGCAAGCCGACCUCCCACCAGGCUUUCAAAGGCUCCCACAGCCGCACUCCCAGCAAUCUACCCAACCAUCUCCACUCUUCCUCCUCUCAAUCUCACCACCAGUACACCUCCAACAAUAGCACACUCAACCACUAUCGCACACCGUCCCAGAAACGGCCUCGCGAUACUCAUUUCUUUGACACGAAGAUCGAGUACGCUGGGAAAGCCAUUCCGGUCAGGAUCCCUUUACAAACCUUCCCGGAAGAAGUCGGAGAAUAUUCGUUAAUCAAGCUGAUCCAGACCUUCUCGUCCCCGAAUGCGUUGAAUCCGAACGGGCCAUUCCACCCCCAUUUGCACUCCAGCGGCGCGUUCACCCACCCCAUCGUCUUUCUCUUCAACGCCCUCAUCACCCAGAAACGCAUCGUGUUCUUGGGCCACGGCUUGCCUGCUGGCCAUGUCUCCGAGAUGGUCCUGGCUGCCUGCGCCCUCGGAUCCGGCUGUGGGGGAGUCCUUGAAGGCUUUAUUUCCAGGGCGUUUCCGUACUGCAAUCUGACGAUCUACGAAGACUUUAAAGUGGUACCUGGGUAUAUCGCCGGUGUGACCAAUCCGAUCUUCGAACUGCACACGGAUGCCUGGGACGUGUUCUGUAACAUCGAGACGGGCAAGAUCACGGUCUCGAAAGAGAUCGCGAUUCCGCUCCACUCUGUCCGUCCCUUCUCACCCGCCCCGCCGGAGCGCUCGACCACCGAACUCACCACCGCUAGUGGCGCCGUCCUCGGCGGAUUGCCUCUCGGAAAUAUCCCUUCCUCCAGCUCGAAUGUUAAGGACGACUCCCAUCUCCUCAAAAGCUCUAAUGCUAUCGGUAGUCUUAAAAAUGACGCGGCUAUCGCCAAGGAUUCGUUGGACAAUUUGUUGAUGGAAGACAUUUUACAAGCGAUUCAAGCCCACUUUGGCGAGCCGAUCAUCCGGGCAAGGAUGAUGGACUACGUGAGACGAUUUAUUAGGAUUGGGUCGCGGUGGGAGGAAGAUCAAUACGGGACGAGCGGGAUCGGGAUCAAGACGCUGACCUUCAAGGUCCUUCCCACACUCCGCUCUCGGACCAACAGCGCCAACAACACUUCUCAGUCGGCUAACCAAGGCUCCACGGCUUCCAGUCGCUCUCAACUCGUCAACGAGAAGAUCAAGUUCCUCGGCUCAGGCGCCGUCUUCGUCGACGACGAAGCCGCUCAUAAAAAGGAAAUCCUGCUCAACUCGUCCAGAAUCGAAGGCUGGAGGGAAACUGACUCGUAUCAAAUCCUCAAAAAAAAGUUUGAGGUUGGUGGGGAGACCCAUUUCGGGUACGAUAUCUCCCAUCAGAUCAGCCGGUUGAGGAUGUCUCGGAAAAUGACAGAGGUGGAAGUGGAGACGAUCUACGAGGUGUUGGUACACACGAUCGAGACGGAUGAGCAAGUACUCGAGGUUUUAUCGUGGUUGCCGUCGUAUCUGGGAGGCCUGCUACCGCUCAGCUUCGGGCUCUUCCACCCCUCGAAAAAGAUCCGCGGCCUGAGCGUGGAGCUGGUGCGCAAGUUCGAGGCGCACCCGAUCGGCCAGAAGUUUUUCAAGAGCCUCAACCACUUCAACAAGCUCGCCUACCAACGGCUGGCCCAUUACCAGCUCGUCCGGCCCCUCCACCACCACCAGCAGCAGCAGCAGCAGCAUCAGAAUGAGAGGGAGAGGGGCGAGAGUCACGAGGGCUUCGAGAAGUCGCCGCUCGACGCCAAGCUCAUCGGCCAUUUCAGCCAUCUCUCCUUCCACCCUUCCUCCUUCCCCGCCUCCUCCGCCUCCUCUAUCUCCUCCAUCUCCCGCCAUCCUAGCAUCAUCCGCGCCAGAUCUUCUUCCGCUAAUACGGAGGCCGAAUCCUUCCUUGAGUUCUAG
This is a messenger RNA of Puccinia triticina, 2787 nucleotides long. RefSeq lists its product as uncharacterized. Lineage: Eukaryota; Fungi; Basidiomycota; Pucciniomycetes; Pucciniales; Pucciniaceae. Gene Ontology annotation, biological process: actin cortical patch localization. The transcript is spliced from 9 exons. The record is from RefSeq and is a predicted model, not a curated record. Gene Ontology annotation, cellular component: plasma membrane. Bases 1 to 2787 code for a protein of 928 amino acids.